This is a messenger RNA of Phytophthora nicotianae INRA-310, 2568 nucleotides long. RefSeq lists its product as hypothetical. The record is from RefSeq and is a predicted model, not a curated record. The coding region runs from base 522 to 2291 and encodes 589 amino acids. NCBI's taxonomy places the organism in Eukaryota, Oomycota, Peronosporomycetes, Peronosporales, Peronosporaceae. The transcript has 3 exons. Gene Ontology annotation, molecular function: FAD binding.
UGCAAGUUUCAUGUGACGGCGCAUAUCAAUUGCACCUGCAGCAUUGCGCGGUGUCUGGCUGCUGCUGCAUUCCCCCACCUCUCGCUUGGCUUACGCUGAAGUAUGACGGUGAAGUCUCAGUUGUUGCGAGCGCAGCAGCCGCGCGUGCUAGUGGUGGGUGGCGGUCCUGUGGGUCUGGCUACCGCCUUCAUGCUCGAGAAGCUCUACAACGUGCCCACCCGCGUUGUGGAGCGUCAGCGCAGCCCCACAUCGCAUCCGCAAGCACAUUUUAUCAAUCUACGGACGAUGGAAGUUCUCUAUGCUGCAAUGCCAGAAUUUCACGACCGGUUGUUGGCCCAGGCGGCGCCCAGCGUGCUUUGGCGCGACUACAUUUACUGCACGGGAGUGGGUAAAGCUCGAGAAAUUGCGCGUGUUGAUCAAUUCGGUCCCUGUAAGUGACGACGGAUUGGAAUGGUGAUAGGAAGUGAGACUGAGCUUGCAUUUGGUGUGAAGGUAUCCCACGUGAUACGGUUAAGCAGGCAAUGGCUACUGGUGACAGUCUACGGAAGUCCUUAGCAGCGUUGUCACCGACACAGUUCCUGCACUUCCCGCAGAACCGCUUCGAAACGCUGCUGGACGAGUUUCUGGCUGAAAACAACGUCCGUGUGGAACGUGGCGUCGAACUCGAGGGUCUCAAAUUACCAAUGGACAGUUCUGCCACAACACAAGUGACGCUGCGCCACAUGGAUACCAACGCACUCGAGCAGGAGACUUACGACUAUGUUGUGGGAGCUGAUGGUGCACACAGCCUGAUUCGUCAACUCUGCGGCAUUGACAUGGUUGGGACGCGCAACCUUCAAAGUAUCGCCAACGUUCACUUCACGAGCAAGGCCUUGUCAGAAGCUGCACGCGAAAACCCGGCUAUGCUGUACUUUGUGUUCAACAAGGAAGUGGUCGGCAUUCUGAUCGCCCAUGAUUUCAACCAAGGCGAGUGGGUCUUCCAGAUCCCAUUCUUCCCUCCACAGGAGUCGAUCCCUUGGGACUUUUCAACUGCCCAAUGUAGGGACAUAGUGCGCCAUAUCCUGCCCAAGAACGUCAAAAUCAGCGACGACGACAUCAACAUUCUGUCAGCUGGACAGUGGAGAAUGGGAGCUCGAGUGGCAAAGCAAUACGACGCUGGCAACCAACGCGUAUUCCUCGUGGGUGAUGCUGCGCACCAGUUCCCUCCAGCAGGAGGCUUUGGCAUGAACACGGGGCUGCAAGAUGCACACAAUCUGGUCUGGAAACUUGCUAUGGCGAUCCAAUCGAACGCUGAGAACUCGACUGACGCUGAUGGCAUCAACACUGAAGCACUGCUGAAGUCGUACGGCCGUGAACGCCAACUUAUCGCGAAGAUAAACACGCAGUUCAGUCUGAGCAAUGUGGCUCGAACCAUGAAGAUUCCACGAGCACUUAACGUAUCCCACGACAACGCGCAGACCUUGGCGAAGAUCAUCAACUCGGCACCAAUGCAACUUCUUCCACUGCGAGCCCAGCGGGAAAUUGCUCAGCGUGUUAUGCGUGUGGGAAAGAUGCCGCUAGGUUUGUUAGACGAAGCCAAGGAUGCUGGUGGAGCGGGCAGUUCAUUGGGUAAUCGCAUGCGCUCCAGCGUACAAGAAAUCGUGACACGUCGUAAGACACUGGGCAUGAUGUUUUACCACUUUGACAUUGGAUUUUCAUACGACGCAGCUUCGUGGGCGACGCGUGCAAAGAAACUCAUGGAAGACUCGGCUUUAGACAAGUCUGUGGAGUUCCGAACUGAAGUUGGCGAUGGUGAUAACAUCAUCUACUCUCCAACAUUCCGCGUAGGCGAGCGGUUCCCUCACUUCUGGUGCUCUAGUGAGAACGAGAAGGUGUCCACUCAUGACAUGAUUCGUCUUGCUCUGCAGAGUGGAAAAUCCAGCAACGUGCAGUUUGUUCUCGUCGUUGGUGGCCGUGAUGCUGCAAAGGCGAUUAAAUCCUGCUUGUCUUCUGGCUCACCAGCAGUGGCGAAGCAUAUUUCUCUCGUUGUGCUGCGCUCCAGUGCUGACGGCUCGGCGAGCGUGGAUUCUACUAUUGAGGAUGUUCAGAAAUCCUUGAUGUUCAGCUCGGUGUUCUCGUGGCAUGUUCUUGAAUACGAUAACAACGCAUGGACCAGCUUCAUGAACAACAAGGCGGCCGCUCUUGUGCGCCCUGAUGGCCACGUUGGUGCACUGUGGAAGACUGAGGAGCUCGAUGACUUGUCUGGCGCUACGCUCACGCGGUCAAUGCAGCAGGCAAUCCAGCUUAGCUAAAGACUCGGGAGUGAGAAAUAGAGUGAAUAUGUUGAUACUUUAGUGAAUUUACACGAUCGCUUCCAGCUCCCGUCGAGCAAGUGGUAUCUCCUUUAGAGGCUGCAGUUGCCGCACUGGUCUCCGCAUCUCCUGUCGAGAAGAGCUGCUGGUAUGUACACUAUUGCUACUGACUGUGACGACAGUCGGACGUGCCAAGAACGGCUCCAGUUCACUGGUAUCGGCACUCAUUUUCUUCUUCGAAUGCCCCACGUUCGAAGUUGACACAGGAACUUCAGGU